GCGCGUCCAAGAGGGGAGGCCUGGUGUGGGGACGCUCAGGUGCCGGCGUGGGGCCCCCUCGGAGGCUGUGAAUCUUUUGGACCCCCGAAUGUAAAUGGGAGAUGGUAGGGGCCGGUCCGGGGGCGAGAGGUUUCUGGCUGGGGAACGUUGACCCACACCAGGUCCCGUACAGGAACGGAGACUCCCUAGCACCGUGAGAGCCAGCUUCGUAAUUCUCUUGCUCUUCAAACCUGAGAGUAGGGUGUUGCUCCGUUACCUUCCAUUCGUGUGCAGGAGAGAAGAGUACCCAGAGAAGGAGAAGCCAGCAAAGGAGACGACACAGACAAGACCUCAGAGAUCAAAGGAAGAGGCCCCUUAAUAUCCUGGAAUAAUGGGACCCAUCCCCGUAAUCAGUGAAUCUCAUCCACCCGCUUGCCAGCUUCUACCGGCAGCAAGUAGAAGCUAAGUCCUGGCUCAAAUCUCUUCCCUCCCUCCCUCUCCCAGCUGUCAGUGCUUUUGGACUUGUGCUCAGAUACAAUCCCUGCCCUUCAGGAAUUCAGACUCAGAGAAGAAAAAACAGAGUGAAAGAAAUGCAGAACUAUCUGCUGGCCAUGAUAGAAGCAAGGAAAAGGUUGCUUUGGAAAAGCUUAAUAGCAAGUGAAGUAGUAUUUGAAGCUUUUCAUCAGUUGGCUCAUUCUUUACUCAAGAAUAAACCUCAAGAAACGUCAUCAGGGUCAGAAUGACAACGGCAACACGACAAGAAGUCCUUGGCCUCUACCGCAGCAUUUUCAGGCUUGCGAGGAAAUGGCAGGCGACAUCAGGGCAGAUGGAAGACACCAUCAAAGAAAAACAGUACAUACUAAAUGAAGCCAGAACGCUGUUCCGGAAAAACAAAAAUCUCACGGACACAGACCUAAUUAAACAGUGUAUAGAUGAAUGCACAGCCAGGAUUGAAAUUGGACUGCAUUACAAGAUUCCUUACCCAAGGCCAAUUCAUCUGCCUCCAAUGGGCCUUACCCCACUCCGAGGCCGGGGACUUCGAAGCCAAGAGAAACUGAGGAAACUUUCCAAACCAGUAUAUCUCAGAUCUCAUGAUGAAGUUUCCUAAUCUAGAGGAAAGUUUAUUUCUGCAAAUGAUGAGCCAACUAGUUAUUGAAUGUAAACCAGAUGGCAAAACACUUCUUGAUUAGGGGCAAAAAUUCAAAUGUCUUCUUAAAACCUCCACAAUUGAUUCUCCCCCUGUGAUGUGCACUUAGAUAUCCCUAGAGUUUCUCAGCAUCUUUCUUCCUGAGUGGAUGGCAUUAUCCCUAGAGGUCAUGGACCUUACAUCCUCACUGCAGUCACCUUUGGAAACAAGACCGAGGCCUGUAGAAGGAAAGUGGAAGGGUGUAAGAGCUGUUCAUGGGAAUUCCAUUCACCACACAUGCCAGCUGAUGCAAAGAAAUUUGCCAGUCACUGGAAGUUACUGUGGCUACUAUAAAACUAUGUACCACUCUCAGAAUAUUCUUAGGCUUUUUUUUUUUUUCAAGUUAUAGAUUUGCUUAAAGUGAGGUUUUUUGGUGUGUGCUUUUUUGUUGUCUUUUGACCCUUCCAGUUUCCAGACAAACUUGUCUUAAAAAGUGCAUCAUUGGAUUGACCAUGGUUUUUCAUGAAAUUUUAUGAGAUUUCUGCCUUAACAAAAUGCAUAUAUUCCUUAUCUUAAAGGCUGUCAUUACUUAGGAUGCACUUAUAGGAUCUGAAAAGCUCACUUUAAACUCAUACUACAUUCAUUACGAGUAUUUUACGUUAACAUAAUUGAAAAGUACAAGGUCCAAGCUGGCUUUCAAAUUAUGUCUAAACAGAAAUGGGACAAAUAGACUUGAAAAUAGAAGGGAUUUAUUCCACCCCUGCAAGGGUAGAGUCAGGUGAGAGUCCCUUGGUGAGUCAUUUGUACAUCAGUGUCAUUUCUUCUUAACCUCUGAAGAAGAUGGGCAUCAGAAAUAAAGACAAAGCACUAUCAA
Pan troglodytes (chimpanzee) is the source of this 1979-nucleotide messenger RNA. It is a transcript of the gene LYRM1, whose product is annotated as LYR motif containing 1. The record is from RefSeq and is a predicted model, not a curated record. Gene Ontology annotation, cellular component: mitochondrion. NCBI's taxonomy places the organism in Eukaryota, Metazoa, Chordata, Mammalia, Primates, Hominidae. The transcript has 7 exons. Bases 719 to 1087 code for a protein of 122 amino acids.